AUGGCGGGCGAGGGGAUCGGGGUUCUGGAGCUGGCCAUGUGCCCGCCGCCCGUACAAGAGCGGGAUGCACUCCUGGCCCGGUCCAGUGUCCCUGGAGCUGGGACGCCUAGGCCCUGCGACCCUGCAGCCAGCCCCGGAACCGCUCCGCCUUCCUCAGAAAACACUGGAGAGAACCCUGCCUCCUGCGUUCUGAACGUGGAUGGCUGCGAGAAGGGCUCUGGUACUGGGGUAGGGACCAAAGGGAAGGCUGAGGAAGUGACGACUGAGGAAGACUCUGUAGCCGCGGAGGAGCCUGCGGAGGUUGGGGAGAAACUGGAGUGGGUCGCAGAGGCCCAGGCGAGGCUGAGGCCUCUGGACCUAGGAGCUCUCAUCGUGGACCCUCUAGAGGCCAUCCAAUGGGAGUUAGAGACCAUGAGUGCCCAGGCUGACCCGGCCCACCUCCAGCUGGCGCACAGGUUUGGGAGGAUGCGUCGGUUGCACCUAGCCCGUAGGAGCUUCAUCAUCCAAAAUAUCCCAGGCUUUUGGGUCACUGCCUUCCUGAACCACCCACAGCUAUCAGCUAUGAUCAGCCCUAGGGACGAAGACAUGCUUGGCUACCUGUUGAACUUGGAGGUACGAGAGCUCAGGCACACCAGAACAGGUUGCAAGUUCAAGUUCCUAUUCGGGAGCAACCCUUACUUCCAAAACAAGGUGAUAGUGAAGGAGUACGAGUGCAGGUCCUCCGGCCAUGUGGUGUCCAUUGCUACUCGCAUCCGCUGGCAUCGAGGCCAGGAACCUCCGGCCUUGGUGUACAGGAACCGGGACACCGUGCGAAGCUUCUUCAGCUGGUUUUCGCAGCACAGCCUCCUAGAAGCUGACAGGGUGGCCCAGAUCAUUAAAGAUGACCUGUGGCCCAACCCUUUGCAAUACUACUUGCUGGGGCAAAGGCCCUACAGAGCUAGACGAAGCCUUGCAAGAUGGCCAGCAGAAGCUCCGCCAAGGCCCUAUGGGUUCCAGUCUGGCUAAGUUCUGCUCAGAUGCUUGGUUUUUACAUAUGACUCUGGCUCUCUGCCUGUCAACCUACCUAUGUCUAGACCAGUGCUCUGCUGUCUACUUUCUCUUCUGUGAAUUCUGACUCCUCAGCAUGUUUAGUGGACUCAGAGUCAAGGCUGUGAUCUUCAUGCUGUUCUAUGUCAACAUCAUGUGAUUCUCAUACACCACUGUACUUAUAGCAGGCACCCAAUGCUAUGGAUUUGUACUGUCAUCAUGGGUAUGGCCUGGACCCACAUGUAAAACAUGGCCUUUCACUCAUUUGACACCAUUACCAACAAGGCUUCACAAGGACUAGUUCCUGUUGGAGGCCUAGCUCUUCAAAGCUAGGCCUCAACUAUGCUGCACCUGUCAAGUAUUGACUGUCUCAAACUGAGGUGUGUCACCUAGGAUGAAGUGGGUGCAUUUGGUCCUGGUGGUCAACCAGACUUGGAUAUCCCACGGCUCGAAGACUAUAGACAGAGCAGCUCCUAAUACCUGGACUAUGGAGGAUCUGUAACCUGGACAGCCAGGUGAUGAGACGUGGGCAAGGCCUAGGGCCGGAAGCAGUGGGCAGUGCACUACUACUGAUCGUACUUCUCAUCCUGUGUGUGUCCCUUUCAUAGUCUGCUGUUGGCUUGUGAAGACCCCUGUUGUACCCUACCUACGCCUGGACAUGGCCUUUUUGAGGAGUUCUACCUUGUCUACCAUCAUCCCUGUUGCCUGCUUUCAGCUAAGGAGAUACUGUCUUGAAUUUGCCUGUCUCCAGCGAGGAAGACUGAACUCUGAACGGACGGUGCUCUCUGCCUGCCUUGCUCUGAUUUCUCUAGCAAGGCUUAGAAUAGCCAGAGUGUACAGUGUCAGGCCAGGGCGGUUAAUCACUUCAUUUUACACUGUGUUCUUUUAAAGACACUUUAGUCUCCCCUUCUCCUCUGCCCCUACCCCUUGUGGGUUCCUAUAGAUGACAAGGUUAAGCUGCCCUGCCCCUCCGAGCCCCUUCCAGGUUGUAUGUCUCAUGGAAGGCCUUGCUUUCUGCUCCCUAGGGCAUGGAGACAGGAAAUGAUGGACAUGGAGAACCCUCAGGCUUGCUGGCUCGCUUUCUUUUGAUUCGCCAAUAUAUUUUGUAAAUUAGAAGAGAAACAUAAUAUUGCCACAUCUUGGCUCUUUUCUGGUCCAGUAAUGAGCUUGUAUGGGCAGGAAUUUUCCACUUAGAGCCUGUUAAAUAAGACCCACACAUUAUCAACUUCUCUGCCUUUACUGAAAACUUGAGUGUACAGGCCUGCUUGUGUUUAGUUGAGGACAUUUAUAAGGUAGCUUUGCACCUUAUAACUGCUCUGUACCGCUUGGAUAUGUGUGACUAUUUACUGUUGUUACUAAGUUGUGGCCUGGCACUAUAAUUUUAUCUUACAGAGUUUGAAUCCUGUGAUUUUGCAGGACUUAAGGCUGGGCAUUGUUACUGUGUACUGUGAGAGAAACCCCCAGAGGAGACCCUGAAAUGGAUGGUCUGGAUGCUUCUGGACUUCCUGAACCAUAUUACAACUGACCUGUUUCUAAAUGGAGAAAUAUUCCCAGGUGACUUUGUGCAGAAAGAAGAGAGUUUAUCUCCUACAUUUAUGAUAAAGAAUAAAAACCUUCUGAUCUGGCAAAAAAAUAA
Messenger RNA from Grammomys surdaster, 2662 nucleotides. RefSeq names its product putative testis-specific Y-encoded-like protein 3. Gene Ontology annotation, biological process: nucleosome assembly. NCBI's taxonomy places the organism in Eukaryota, Metazoa, Chordata, Mammalia, Rodentia, Muridae. Gene Ontology annotation, cellular component: nucleus; chromatin. The record is from RefSeq and is a predicted model, not a curated record. The transcript has 2 exons. Gene Ontology annotation, molecular function: chromatin binding; histone binding. Bases 1 to 1005 code for a protein of 334 amino acids.